Messenger RNA from Lingula anatina, 4310 nucleotides. RefSeq lists its product as uncharacterized. Lineage: Eukaryota; Metazoa; Brachiopoda; Lingulata; Lingulida; Lingulidae. Gene Ontology annotation, molecular function: G protein-coupled receptor activity. Gene Ontology annotation, cellular component: plasma membrane. The record is from RefSeq and is a predicted model, not a curated record. Gene Ontology annotation, biological process: G protein-coupled receptor signaling pathway.
GGGAGUCAUUACACCUGAAUCGCGCUAUGCUGAUAAGCCUGUUUGGUGGUUGUAUACAGUUAAAGCGGAGAUAAAAGAGCGAUUGAUGCGGUUUGUGUACGGUUAUCGCCGUUCAAGACUAAUGAGUAACGUUUUCUUUCACAGUGGACGUAUGGAGGGGCUACAAGACAGACAGAGCUUGUCAAGCAAAGGAAACCGGGAACCGGGUGUGUGAAUCCCAGGUUUGCAAUCAAAAGAGAGUUUCCUCUUAGAACAAAUCAAUGCAACAGCGCAAAAUGUCUAUCCUGCUCUUCCUGCGGUAAUGCUGAAAACAACUGUUUACUGCAGAACAAAUCGACGUCGAGAACUACGAUGUGAUGACUUCCAAUUUGAAUCUCUCAGUGAACACACGUCUGUUUUCCCAACCGAAGAUGAAUUCGACAACGGGCAGCAACAUCAGUGUAACCAGAAACGAAAGUGUUUAUGCCGCUUGCACGGCAAAAAACCCUUGCACUUAUGAAGAUUUAACUUUUUUGCCAGGAAUGACAAUACUUUUUGAUAUAUUGUAUAUCAUUAUCAUCAUCUUCGCGGUCAUAGGAAAUGUACUAGUUAUCUUAACUGUAUACAGGAACAAAGGAAUGCACACGGUGCCAAAUGUGCAUUUAGUCAAUCUAGCCAUUACCGACCUCUUGGUAGCAAUGUUUGUGAUGCCGCUAAAACUCAUAGAAUAUGGAGCCGCUAGAGAUGUCAACGUCUUUGUGGAUGGAGUGUGUUCUGCCAUGACAUAUACACUGCCAAUUUUCGUCUUUGCUGGUGUUUAUACCCUUGUCACCUUAUCUAUUGAAAGGUAUUACGCCAUUGUCCAUCCGUUUCGCUCUUUGAAGAUAAAUACAGUUUCACGAACAAUCAAACUUAUGGCAGGAAUAUGGUUGACUGCCUUUGUCAUACCAGUCCCUUUUCUGAUCAACAGUAAAAGAUAUCCAGUCGUUCAUAGUAGCCAACACGGCUUGGUGUCAAGGGUUAGGUGUGAUAAUGAUUUUGAAGAAAUUGAUGCCCAACUCGGUGCCCCCAAGGAAAGCUUCCGAACCGGAUUCUACAGUGUUCUUUGUUUAAUCAAUUUUGUCAUCCCAACGGUCAUCCUGGUGUACACUUCUGUACGCAUCACGGUGGUGCUUCUGAAAACAAGAAAAUCGGACCAUGUUGUUAUACGGCGACAUAACACUCUACAAAGACGAGAAGUUGGAAAGCGCAAGGUUGCCAAAAUGGUCGUUGUGAUAACAGCUGCAUUCAUUAUCUCCUGGUUCCCGUUCUACUUGGUCAACAUAUUAAGUAUUACAAAAGCUGUGGACUUUCAAGGCGGCCAAUUUUAUUUCACAAUGCUUUUUGUGCAUUUAAUGGCUUUCGUGAACUCCGUCGUCACUCCUGUUAUAUUCACGGCUAUGAGCAGUAACUUCAGAAGAAAGUGUUUUAAUAUAAUUUCUAAUAUAUUCUUUUGCUGUCGCUAUUAUUCGAUGCUCAAAAAGGCAAGAAGUACGUCCAAACUCUCAAGGACUGUUGAUACAGGCGUGCACAUGCAAACUGGCGAGAGCUCGCUCAAAGGAGAUCAGGUGAUCGUCAAUUUGAAAACCUUUGAAACCCAAAACAAAGAAGCAGUUUCGGAGCACUGCUCCUCUGAAGUGUCCAUAACCGAGCCGUCCAGCUCCACGUCUGCAAGUGCAAAUUUUUAUCCGAAACGUUUCGCCAAGCCCACGCUCUCUUAUUCAGGGCCAUCAGACUUGAAAGAAUACAAAAAGUACCUGAGAAAAUUAUCCAAAACCUCUGCAGCUGGUUCGGUAAAUUCGUUGACAGACCUUAAUGACAAAUUAAUACUUGGUAAACUUGGAAGAAAAAAGAAAAUAUCGACUGUUUCGCUCCCUCCGGGAACUCCGAAAUUGAGUCAGGCAGACCUUGAAAAUUGGCGUGGAAGCCUUAACUGCCUUUUGGACAUUCGACUAGCAGAUGAAAAGAAAGCCAAAGAUGAUAUCUCUGGUGAUCCUUUACAUUUAGACUGGGACAAUUCGGUUGAUUUGGAAAAUGCCAAAGUCGAGGAAGAAAAGCUUAAAAAUAGCGACAGUCAGAAUGAUACUGAGUCUGAACUCAGCAGCUUACCUAAUUUCGAAAAGCAAGAAAGCCUCUCUACCAUCACCCCAGACACAGAAGCCAUUUACUUUCCAAGUACGAGAGAACCAAAUGACACGUCUAAAAACAUUUUGAAUGCCGAUGAACCAAAGGAUCUUUCAGUCAGUAUUUCAAAUACACCUGACCAACAGGGAGUUUCUAACAGCUCAUCGAACGAUGACGAAGACGAGAAAAACCACAAAUCAAGCCAAAAAGAAGGAAAUUUGUCAUCAAGUGUAAAUGUAGCCAAGGGGAAAAUUGGCAAACAUGAAAUCAUUGGCCCCCGCGAUUCUGGAAUAUUUUCUGCUACCCCAAGCGAAUCUGGAAAAAGUACUCCGAGACUUUUACCGGAAUUUACGAGAGAUCAGCCUAGAGGCGGUCUAGAUAACCAGACGGUGCCACAAAAGACGGAUGAAUUACACGAGAAGACAGACAUAGAUAAACCCACCACCGAAACUAACAGUCAGUCAUCAUUGCUUUCUGCUGAUGAGUUCAAAGAAAUCGGAGCAGGCAUAACAAACAGCUUCGGUUCACAAUAUUCUCGUCAUCUGGGACCCGACUAUGUUGAGAUACCAACAGAUAAGGGAAAUUGUGCGCAAACAAAUUUCCGAGAACUUAAUAAAGAUGAAGAUUCUAAGGAGCAAAACAUGCGACACUCCUUUAUCCCUCAGAUAUUAGUCCACAGUCCGGAAACUGAAGAAUUAUCAACGGGACCAGCUCAAGUCUCAAUGUCAGAGUUUCAGGCGCAGAAUCCCUCAGAUUCUCCAACAAACGAUAAUUUGCACGCUAAUCAUUCACCAUCAAAUUACAGGUGUGACAUUUUAGAACAAAACCCGCCGGUCCCAAGGAGUGUAGAUACAUCUGUCUCCAAACAAGUCAAAAUUCCUUUAAGGUACAAGGGCUACACAAGAGUCGACGCCAAUGGAAAACCAAUUUACAUAACUGUUAAUCGUGAUGUUGCAUUCUCUACCACUUACGGACUUUCUGCCAAGCACGUUCGCAAAAGACAUCGGAACAACAGUUGCAGCCAAAUGUCAAGGCACAAUCGAACAAAGUUUGCUGCGGAUAAGAAAAGAGAAUUACCUUGCAUCGAAAACCUUUUGCUCCAAAAGAGCGAAAAACGCCAAUCCGAUAUAGCCAUUUCCUCGCCCUUGGCAACCCCAGGGUUAAAGCAGUCACACUUUCUUUGUACCGGCCAAAGCAACCCUUCAUUUUGUAGCAGCGAGGAAGACCUUCCACGCGCUCAGUGUCAAACAGGGAGUUUGACAAACAGUUUACGGUCCAGAUCUGCCCACAAUCUCGGGGAAUAUUAUAAUGAAUAUACUGAAGAGCUGGAUGAUGGAGCCUGUGACGCGAAAGUUGAUCCCAAUAUCAAAAAACAAGUACCACGACAUAAAGAGGAUCGACCAAAUAUAACAAUAAAUGUUAUUCUACCCAGCGCCCCUCAUGGAAUUGGAAAUUUCGAAACAGAGCAAAGGAGCCUUUUGUCUUCACAGCGCAUCAGUGUUAGCGCAUCUAAAUUGCUUGAGGAUCUUUUUGCCUCUGAUAACCUACUUUAUAAUGGAAAUGAUGACGUGAAGUCUGUUGAUGCAGUUGCAGACGUUACUCAUACGGCUGCAACUGGAGAAUCUCAAAUGUUUGAUUGGCAAUUACCAUCAACUCCAAAAAGGAGGAGCAGCUCAAGUGAUAGUAUUCAUAAGAUAGGGUUUCCAAAACAGUUGCAUCAAGGUGCUUUUGCCCCUGUCAGUAUGUCUAGAGGUCGGCAACCGCCAAUGGCGACACAAAUAUCAACACCUACCGCAAAGAACCCAAUCCGACGAUCGUCAAGGACUUUAGAUAUCGAUACAGAAGUGCCCUAUCUUACAAGUAGUAGGUCUUGCGGAAUAUUACCAGACCCAGCUUUUUCAAAAAGGUUUGACGACCCAUUUGAUAUUAAUCCUGUUCUCUCAACUCACUCGGGAAGUGGUGACAUCCAGAGGGUCAAUCGACGGAAGGUUACUCCAGUAUUGCAAGAAGCUGCUGCCAGGUUGCAGAACUUGGCAACCAACCAGAAUGAAUUGUGUAGCACAAGGAACGCUUUUGUUAGAAAGCCGGUGGUGAAUAAGCCAGUGCCUCUCGCAAAACCUUUUCUGGAAACACAGAUCGGUUUAUAUACAAAACCAACGGAAGUUUGA